Harpegnathos saltator (Jerdon's jumping ant) is the source of this 615-nucleotide messenger RNA. RefSeq lists its product as uncharacterized. The transcript is spliced from 2 exons. NCBI's taxonomy places the organism in Eukaryota, Metazoa, Arthropoda, Insecta, Hymenoptera, Formicidae. Bases 35 to 403 code for a protein of 122 amino acids. The record is from RefSeq and is a predicted model, not a curated record.
UAAAAUUGCGCCGGAGUGGUAAGAAUUCGUCACCAUGAAGAAGGUUCCGAUUUUUUUGUUCAUCGCUCUGCUCGCCGUGGCCCUCUUUGGGCGAUUUACUUUGGCCAGCCCAUCAGCCAACGCCGACGCCGACGCCAACGCCGAGGCCAAUCCCGCCGCUAUGGCCGAAGCUUUUUCAAAUGCUCUAGCCGCAGCUAUGGCAAGUGGCAACGCUGAUGCUCUCUCUGAAGCUGUUGCAUAUGCCAACCCGAAAGCCUGGGCUAGAGCCGUAGCCGACGCAUUAACCCUUGCCAACGCCGACGCUGAUUCCAAUGCUUAUAGUUAUGCUAUUCCAGACGCCUGGGCUAACGCCAUAGCCUACGCAUUGGGCAUGGGUGAAGCCAAUGUGAACGCCAACAAAUAGACCGAUAGCAGAGCUACCCUCUUCACGGAUUCUUUUAUAUUGACACCUCAGUGGCCGCCGUCAUGUACGUUUCAUGGCAUCGUUUCAUUUGACGCCUUAUCGCCUUAUUGGGAAAUAUUACAAUUAGAAGUAUUGUUGAUGGGAACGGUCUCCGAAUGUCUCUAAAAAUGUUAAUAUUGUAAGAUUGUCAUAUAUACAACGACGAUUACAAA